AUGGCCACAGCUGCCUCGAAUCCCUACAGCAUUCUCACUUCCAGCUCUCUAGUCCAUGCGGACUCUGCGGGCAUGCAGCAGGGGAGUCCUUUCCGAAACCCUCAGAAACUUCUCCAAAGUGAUUACUUGCAGGGAGUUCCUAGCAAUGGGCAUCCCCUCGGGCAUCAUUGGGUAACCAGUCUGAGCGAUGGAGGGCCAUGGUCCUCCACACUGGCCACCAGCCCCCUGGAACAGCAAGACGUGAAGCCUGCGCGUGAAGACCUACAGUUGGGCGCAAUCAUCCAUCAUCGCUCGCCGCAUGUUUCCCACCACUCUCCGCACACUAACCAUCCGAAUGCCUGGGGAGCGAGCCCAGCUCCGAAUCCGUCCAUCACGUCGAGCAGCCAACCCCUUAAUGUGUACUCGCAGCCUGGCUUCACGGUGAGCGGCAUGCUGGAGCACGGGGGGCUCACUCCACCGCCGGCCUCUGCCUCAGCUCAGAGCUUACAUCCAGUGCUCCGGGAAGCCCCAGACCACGGCGACCUAGGUUCGCAUCACUGCUUGGACCAUUCGGACGAGGAGACACCAACCUCGGAUGAGUUGGAACAGUUUGCCAAACAGUUCAAACAAAGAAGAAUCAAGUUGGGCUUCACGCAGGCUGACGUGGGGCUGGCGCUGGGCACAUUGUAUGGAAACGUGUUUUCGCAGACCACCAUCUGCAGAUUCGAGGCCUUACAACUGAGCUUCAAGAACAUGUGCAAGCUGAAGCCGCUGCUAAACAAGUGGCUGGAAGAGGCUGAUUCAUCCACAGGGAGCCCGACCAGCAUUGACAAGAUCGCGGCACAGGGUCGCAAACGGAAGAAGCGAACCUCUAUCGAGGUGAGUGUCAAGGGCGUACUGGAGACGCAUUUCCUCAAGUGUCCGAAGCCUGCGGCGCAGGAGAUUUCCUCGCUGGCAGACAGCCUCCAGUUGGAGAAAGAAGUGGUGCGUGUCUGGUUCUGUAAUCGAAGACAGAAAGAGAAAAGAAUGACUCCACCAGGGGAUCAGCAGCCACAUGAGGUUUAUUCGCACACGCACACGGUGAAAACAGACACAUCCUGCCAUGAUCUCUGA
Messenger RNA from Budorcas taxicolor (takin), 1092 nucleotides. It is a transcript of the gene POU3F4, whose product is annotated as POU class 3 homeobox 4. Gene Ontology annotation, biological process: regulation of transcription by RNA polymerase II; brain development. Bases 1 to 1092 code for a protein of 363 amino acids. Gene Ontology annotation, cellular component: nucleus. Gene Ontology annotation, molecular function: DNA-binding transcription factor activity, RNA polymerase II-specific; RNA polymerase II cis-regulatory region sequence-specific DNA binding. The record is from RefSeq and is a predicted model, not a curated record. The transcript has a single exon. Lineage: Eukaryota; Metazoa; Chordata; Mammalia; Artiodactyla; Bovidae.